AAAAAAUCUACACAUACCUAAUGGAAAGGCACGGGAAACAGAGUCCCCGCCGCUCCUCUCUCUCUCAGCACUCCCGCCACUCCCCCAAAAUUCCCCACGGAGAAGAAGGAACCCUAGACUGCUUUGGCGCGGAAUCAACAUGGAGAACCAGCGGAGCGCUGUCGGCUGGCGAAUCCACCCUCCUCCGCCUCCCCAUCUCCCCCCUCCACCCCCUCCAUCCACGCAAGGGCAUGACGACCAGAAAUUUGGGGGAAGUCAAGAAAUCUCCCUAGAAGGUACCGCUAAGAAUUCUGGUAGAGCCAAGUGGAAUCAUCAGAUGAAGGCAUAUCUCAUUGAACUCUUAAGAGAUCAUGAUGUUCCCAAAUACCGGACAGUACAUGCUCCACAAGUUGAGGCAAACUCGGCUCAAGGAAAUGACUUGACAGUACAUGCUCCACAAGUUGAAGCAAUACCAAUUUCCUCACAACAUGUUGGACAAACCUUGCAUGAAAUUCCACAAGUUGUACAUCGCAAUCGUCGACCAUCUAGCUCAGCUCCUGAGGUUACUAGCAGGAAGAGAGCGAAAAAGCAAAAGACGACCAGUAUUGAUGAUUUUCAUGAGAGAUACCUGAAAUUCAGAAGGGAAGAAAUAGAUAGGUAUGCAGCCAUUGAGGAGAGGAAAUUAAAGGACCCCUUCAGCAUCAAGAAAUGCAUCAAAGCACUUGAAAGGUUGGAGGGUCUUUCGAUGGCCGAUAUGCUAAAAGCAGCGGACAUCUUCACCGCCAACAAGGAGAACAGGGAAGUAUUUCUAUCAUUUUCAAGUAACGAAUUACGGUUAGGUUAGUUGACUGGAAAAAUUCGGAAUACCUAAUCAAAUGAACUAGUAUUUCGUACUAGGGGAGGGCUAGCUUAAAACUGAGAUAUAUUUUGUGCAUGUGCAUUUAUGGACACAUGGAUAUGAUCCUUGGCGUAGGUAACUUGUAAUAGGAUGUGAUAUAUUUUGUACAUGUGCAUCUCUGGACACAUGGUUAUGAUGCACUUGUCAUAUUUAACUUGUAGUAGGUUGUGCAUGUGCAUUACUGGGCACAUGAUUAUGGAAGUGUCAAACUCAUUAGAAUUUUAAUGCAAUGUUAAAUGGCUCCUAAA
This is a messenger RNA of Aegilops tauschii subsp. strangulata, 1125 nucleotides long. The record is from RefSeq and is a predicted model, not a curated record. NCBI's taxonomy places the organism in Eukaryota, Viridiplantae, Streptophyta, Magnoliopsida, Poales, Poaceae.